This is a messenger RNA of Caenorhabditis bovis, 966 nucleotides long. The record is from the annotation of a GenBank genome assembly. Lineage: Eukaryota; Metazoa; Nematoda; Chromadorea; Rhabditida; Rhabditidae.
AUGGACUGGAUCACGCUACACCGUCCUACUUUGCCACCACCGAUUUUGAACCUUCGAUCAGCAACGAACGAGAUCAUUCACGUGCAAUUUCACACUGAACGGACAGCACGGAUCCGAUAUCGGCCACUCGACUUCUGGGAAUGGAUUGGAUUGCUCAAGACAAGCAUAUCCCAAAUUCUUUUGGAAGCUGUCCUUGUCAAUUACUAUCGCUCGAAGCAGAGUUGGAUCCCCGGUACUAUCAUCCGCCGAUUAGGAUCGGUGAACUAUUAUGCCGAAUGGCAAGGAGACAAAUGGAAACGCCAUGCGAACAAACUCCGCAAAAGAUAUCACACACCUGACAAAAGACACCAACAUUUGCCGUUAUUCGCGGAUUUCGAACUGAAUUUGCCGGCAAUGAGGAAGCAACACCAAGGCCCUGCCGGGUCGAUCGACGCGAAUCGUCAAUCAAACGAGUCGUCUCGUCAUUCAAGCCUAUCUGAAUUCUUACCAGUGAUCUUCAACAUCGAGGGAGGAGAUAUUGGAGCUGUGACCAGAAUCAACAUGACCGACGCCCUUAUCAAUUUAGGAGCGCUAUAUUAUGACGGAGUGAUGAGCUGUGCCCCGAAAGCGAACGCCAGCAAUCCGAUCGACGAUGAAGUCCUGCGAGAGGCUCGUGCUGCCGACAAGAUUCUGAUUACCGCCGUCACCACACAAGCCUACAAUCCACAAAACGCAAAAACAGCACUCAAAUUCAUUCAGCAAAAGUUCACCCAACUCUCGCAGCACAUCGGAGUGGAUUUGAAGAAGGUUGGCCACAAAGACAGAGUUGUGAACAUUGGAGGAAAACUUGCGAUUCGCGCGACGAUCCAAGACAAGCCGCAACGUUGCCAAAAAGGAAUCGAAUUCUUCGAAAAAGCGAAACCAGCGAUCACUGAAAUCGCCUACAUUGUGGUGAGAUGUCCAGAUGGAACAACUAAACAAAUCUAA